AUGGCAUCUUAUCCCAACCCAAGUACUUUCUCUACACUCUUCAACGGCGGUUUCAUUGCUGAACAUGAUCGCACACUCGGCCUUCGCUGUCACGAUCGCCACUUCCGCGACGCUGUCGUCUGCGAUGAGAACGGAGUCAAAAUCUUUGACUUCAACGCCAAGGACAUCGUGAUAUCUUGGACAUUGCGUCGUAGCCUUGUCGACAGCGCAUCCAAUCGCCAUAUCCUAGAUCUUCGACACACCAAAAUGGGCUUGAAAACAUGGAAACUCGAGGACCACCAAGGCAACCAAGUUUGCAAGAUCCAAGAUGUGACAAGCGGAUCUGGGUUCACGGCUGUGGAUGUGCAGAUCAUGGCUAACGGAAGCGAAAUAUCAGCUAUCCAGAUACGGUCUUUCGACAAAGCGGGAAGUAGGACUACUUUCCAAGUAGAUGGAGUUACUAUUGUUGAAAUGACCUUGACGGAUAAUAAUGACGCAUCUUUCUUACACAAGCGCGGACUAGACAGGACUACCUGGAGACUGGAAGUGGUGAAAGGUGUUGAUAUCGCUUUGGUUGUGGCGUUAGCUUUUGCUCACGCUGAGAUAUCGCAUGCCUGGCGUCGUUGA
This is a messenger RNA of Aureobasidium musti, 606 nucleotides long. The record is from the annotation of a GenBank genome assembly. NCBI's taxonomy places the organism in Eukaryota, Fungi, Ascomycota, Dothideomycetes, Dothideales, Saccotheciaceae.